UUCAACAAAUUGAUAAUCUCCAGAACCAAAACAAACUUUAUAUUGAGAACUCCCUAGAGAUUACAAAUUCCAACUGAAGGUUUAUUCUGAAGAAAGGAUCUUUGUUCAAAGAAAUUGUGAGGACGUUAAAAAUUCAUUUACAAGCUUUACUCCAGUUGUUAAAGUGCUCGAUAUGACAUCGCCACUGUUGGGCGAGAAACAGCCUUUGAUAACAAGGGCAAAGAGAGAUCGUACAAGGUUACACUACAUCAUAUUAUCAACAGUACUAGUGAUCAUAGUGCUCAUAUAUCACCUUCUAUUCAGACUAAGCUACAAUAUAACAGGGUAUUCAUGGGAUCCAUUACCUUUAUUCAAAGACCCACAACAAAGGGGUGCAGAUACAACACAUCAAAAAUUUCAAUUAAAACAUAUAUAUCAUCAUGGUGUUUCUAGAGAUCAUUCAGUGCAUAAAAGACUAGAUAUAACUCCGGAAUUCAUCUCCAAACACUCAUUGCAUCUAUUGAGUAAUGCUAACUUGGAAGAUUGGUCCACAAAACGACAUGUUGGAGAGUCGCCCUGGACAGUUAAUUUACCAUCCAAAUCCAAUAAAAUCGUUUUGAAAAGAUUAGCAGAUCGUGAUCCGGAUAGUGUUGAAUCAUAUUUGGAUUAUGCAAGAGAAGCUGGUUCAGAAGAAGUCUCUAAGAUACAUCUUGAUUGGGUUGAUGAUGAAGUUGAUGCACCAAAUGUAACUGAUAAAGAUACUGUGAUUACAUUAGCUUUGAUGUCUUCAAAUGCAUAUGUUGAAGUCCCAGAAACUGGUGAUUGGAGGGAUGUUGGUUGGAAUAAAUCAAUAAGUCAUGGAUGGAAUGAAACAGGUGUUCGUGGUCAAAUCUUUGUUAGUGAUGAUAAUUCAACAGUUGUUAUUUCAUAUAAAGGUACAAGUGCAGCUUAUCUUUCAGGCUCGGGUAAUGAUGAAACAGUACCACAAGAUAAAGAUAAUGAUAAUUUGUUAUUUUCAUGUUGUUGUGCAAGAGUAAGUUACAUGUGGACAACAGUUUGUGAUUGUUAUAGAAAGUCUUACACUUGUGAUCAAAAAUGCCUUGAGAAGGAAUUAAGACGUAAAGAUAGAUAUUAUCAAGCUGCAAUGGAUGUUUACAAAAAUGUUACCAAAGAAUAUCCAAAUGCUAAUAUUUGGGUAACUGGUCAUUCAUUAGGUGGUGCUUUGUCAAGUUUAAUUGGACGCACAUUUGGUGUUCCUGCAGUAACUUUUGAAGCUCCAGGGGAAUUAUUAGCAACUAGAAGAUUACAUUUACCAAUGCCUCCAGGUUUGCCUGCAUAUAUGGAAGGGAUAUGGCAUUUUGGACAUACAGCUGAUCCAAUUUUUAUGGGUGUCUGUAAUGGUGCAAGUUCAGCAUGUUCAGUUGGUGGUUAUGCGAUGGAAACUCAAUGUCAUAGUGGUAAACAAUGUGUUUAUGAUGUCGUUACUGAUAAAGGCUGGCAUGUUAAUAUGAUGAAUCAUAGAAUACAUACAGUUAUUGAUGAAAUUUUACAAGAAUAUAACAAUACAGCUCCAUGUAUUGAAACACCACCUUGUCGUGAUUGUUUCAACUGGAAUUUUGUUGCUGAUGGUCAUAAGAAAGAAUCAAGCUCAACUAGCAGCACGUCAACUUCUAGUACUGCUGCACCAACGGCUACAAAUGAGCCUGAAUGCAAGAAAAGAACAUGGUAUGGUCGUUGUUAUGAAUGGGAUGAUGAUGACAAAUCAAGUUCAACUAGUGGCACUACUUUGACCUCUACCAAUGCAGCACCAACAGCUACAAACAAACCUGAGUGCAAGAAAAGAGCAUGGUAUGGUCGUUGUAAUAAAUGGGAUGAUGAUGACGAUAAUGAAUCAAGCUCCACCAUCGGUACUACUUUGACUUCUACCAGUUCGCCUCCAACAACUACAAGUGAACCUGAGUGCAAGAAAAGAACAUGGUAUGGUCGUUGUUAUGAAUGGGAUGGUGAUAAUAACUAGAGAAAGUUUAGGCAUACUUGAUUUUUUUUUUGGCAAAAUCUACAAUAGGGAUAUAUUUAUGAUAAAGAAGGAAAUUUUAAUUAAAGUUACGGGUACAAUAUAUGAUAAUGGGA
Messenger RNA from Hansenula anomala, 2109 nucleotides. It is a transcript of the gene ATG15, whose product is annotated as triglyceride lipase ATG15. The annotation marks the transcript as partial. The record is from RefSeq and is a predicted model, not a curated record. Gene Ontology annotation, biological process: macroautophagy; multivesicular body membrane disassembly; piecemeal microautophagy of the nucleus. The transcript has a single exon. Gene Ontology annotation, molecular function: glycerophospholipase activity. NCBI's taxonomy places the organism in Eukaryota, Fungi, Ascomycota, Saccharomycetes, Phaffomycetales, Wickerhamomycetaceae.